CUGGUGAAGAAAUCAGAAGCUGCUUUACUUGAAAUACCAGCUGCUGUGAAGGAUGGGAGGCAGCAAGAGAGAGGUAUAUAGUCCAGACCUGACGAUUCGUGGCACAUCAGCUCACAGUCUGUCUGCCCACCUCUGCUUCCUUCAGGCUCACAGGAGUUCCAGACUACAUCAAGCCACCAUGAGUUCACUCGGGGAAGGAAUCAUCCACUUUGCAGUGGACCUGUUCCAACAGAUCAGACAAUUAGAGAAGGAAAAUAUCUUCUAUUCCCCUUUGAGUAUCAUGUCUGCCUUAGCCAUGACUUCCUUGGGGGCCCGAGGAGACACCGCAUCAGAAAUCCAGAAGGUCCUGCACGCGAAUGCAAUCGCAGAGAACACAGAAGGAGGAGGAGCUGCAAAAGAUCCCGUUGAAAGGCCAGGAAAUAUUCAUCAUCAAUUUCAAAAGCUUCUGACUGAGUUUAAGAAACCCACUGAUGCCUAUGAGCUGAACGUAGCCAACAGGCUCUAUGGAGAAAAGACUGUUCUGUUUCUUCAGGCAUACAUGGAUAAUGUUGAGAAAUUUUACCUAGCCAGUGUGGAAUCUGCUGAUUUUGUCAAUGCUGCAGAAGAAAGUCGGAAGAUGAUUAAUUCCUGGGUGGAAAGCCAAACUAAUAAAAAAAUCAAGGAUCUCUUUCCCAGAGACUCUGUUGAUGGAUCGACUGUUCUGGUUCUGGUGAACGCAGUCUAUUUCAAAGGGAAGUGGCACAAGGAAUUUAAGAAAGAAAAUACUGGGGAGGAACAAUUUUCGCUGAACAAGGAUACAAGCAAACCUGUGCAGAUGAUGAAACAAACCGACCUUUUCAAUUUCACGUCACUGGAGGACAUGCAAGUCAAGAUCCUGGAAAUACCGUACAAAGGCCAAGAGCUAAGCAUGUUUCUGCUGCUGCCCAAUGACGUGGAUGGUCUGCAGCAGCUUGAAGAUCAGCUCACUGCUGAGAAGUUAAUAGAGUGGACGAGCCCACAGAAUAUGAAAGAGCGUGCAAUGGAGUUAUACCUACCUCGGUUCAAAGUGGAGGAGACCUAUGACCUCAAGCCCAUGCUGAGAGCCCUGGGGAUGGUGGACGCCUUCAAUAAGGAGAAAGCCGACUUCUCAGGCAUGAGCAGUGAACGAGAGCUGAUGGUGUCGGAAGUCUUCCACAAGUCCUUCGUGGAGGUGAAUGAGGAGGGUACAGAGGCUGCAGCUGAGACUGGAAUAGUAAUGGUUCGAAAACUAGCAAUAGAGGCAGACAAUUUCCACUGUGACCACCCUUUCCUGUUCCUCAUCAAGCACAACAAGACCAACAGCCUCCUCUUCUAUGGUAGAGUCUCUUCCCCUGAGAUGUGAUUAGCCAGCGGCUACACUCGGGGCACAUUCACAGAACUGUUCCUGAGCCUUGAUUGCUGGAAGUAACAGGUUGUCUUUGAUUCAUUUCCCUUUCCAAACUCAUAAUCAUCACUAAGCAUGUACACUAAACCUACUGUAUCUCCCCAUGGUAACUCCCAUGUGGACAAAAUGUUCAAGAUAUAAUAAAAGGAUAUUUCAACA
Molecule: messenger RNA, 1561 nt
Organism: Lagenorhynchus albirostris (white-beaked dolphin)
Lineage: Eukaryota; Metazoa; Chordata; Mammalia; Artiodactyla; Delphinidae
Product: serpin B3-like
Exons: 8
Coding region: 53-1360 (435 amino acids)
Biological process (GO): negative regulation of endopeptidase activity
Molecular function (GO): serine-type endopeptidase inhibitor activity
Source: RefSeq, a predicted model, not a curated record